Messenger RNA from Mucor mucedo, 1263 nucleotides. RefSeq names its product beta-lactamase-like protein. The coding region runs from base 1 to 1263 and encodes 420 amino acids. Gene Ontology annotation, biological process: hydrogen sulfide metabolic process; glutathione metabolic process. The transcript is spliced from 8 exons. Gene Ontology annotation, molecular function: sulfur dioxygenase activity. The record is from RefSeq and is a predicted model, not a curated record. Lineage: Eukaryota; Fungi; Mucoromycota; Mucoromycetes; Mucorales; Mucoraceae.
AUGUCAACACUCUCUUCUGCCAAGCAGGUGAAUUCUGCUCAGCUUCAAGCUUGGUUAUCACAGGAAAAGAAAAAAGUCAUUGCCAACGGCAUUACCAUUGUAGACGUACGAGAACAUGACGAGGUAGAACAACAUGGCAAAAUUAAAGGUGCUAUCAAUGUCCCAUUUAAGUUGGAUACCACCAUGUUUUUAGCUGCCUUGUCAGAUAUUAAUAAGCAUAGCAAGGUGGUCUUUCAAUGCAUGUCGGGCCGUCGAAGUGACUCAGCGGCGAUUUUAGCUUCCAAACAUGGGUUUGAAGAUACCUAUAGUCUGUCAGGCGGUUUAAAAGAAUGGGAUGGUCCUAUUCAACCCUUUAUGAAUAAUCAUUCUCCUUGGGUUCAUACUCUUUUUGAUGCGGACACAGAAACUGCUCAAUACGUUGUCACAGAUUUGGCAACCAAGGAAGCUUACAUCAUUGAUCCCGUGUUAAACUAUGAUCCAUUUGCUUCCACUGUACAGCCAUUACUGGCAAAACAAUUAAUGCAACAUGUGGAGAAAUACGGUUUGAAUGUUUCAAAGAUUAUUGACACUCAUGUUCAUGCGGAUCAUUUGACAGGUGCAUUUUACUUGAAAUCUCACUUGCCAACCAAGCCCGAAUUCUGGAUGGGAAAAGACGUAACCCGAGUUCAAGAAGUAUUUAGUGAACGUUAUAAUUUAGACAAGAAUGAAUUAGAAACGGACGGGUCUCAGUUUGACAAACUUGUGCAUGAAGGCAUGGAAUGGACUUUGGGUAAAGAUAUUCAUUGUAGCGUUUUGGCAACACCUGGUCAUACACCUGCUUGUAUGUCUUAUCGUAUUGGUGAUGCUGCUUUUGUGGGUGACACCUUGUUUAUGCCCGAUAUAGGUACUGCACGAUGCGAUUUCCCAGGUGGAAGUGCGGAAACAAUGUAUGAGAGCAUUCAUAAAAUGUAUAACCACUGGCCUGAUGAUACAAGAAUUUAUGUUGGUCACGAUUAUCCUCCUGCAGAUCGUCCGUAUAAUGUCAUGACAUCGUUGGAAAAUCAUAAAUUAACCAACAAGAUGAUUAAUAGUACGGUGACUUUAGAAGAGUAUACAAAGAUGCGUAAAGAAAGAGAUUCUAAAUUAAAGGCACCUCGUUAUAUUCACCCAUCGAUUCAGACUAACCUCAGAGGUGGUAUUUUACCCACGCCUGAAAUUUCGAAACAUGAGAAAGAUGUGCUCCGUCAGUUCUUUAAGAUCCCCGUUAGAUUUGUUUCUUCAUAA